AUGAACGCUGCUUCCAGCAAGACGUGGGGUGACAAGGCCGACAAGGAUCUCUUCUUCACCAUCCUGUCCGUGAAGAACAUCGGCGUUAUCAGCGGUGCCGAAUGGACCACCAUCGGCAACCACAUGCGAACCUUGGGCUACGGCUUCACCAAUGAAGGCUGCCGUCAACAUUUCCAAGGCCUUCGCCGAGCUCAGCAGAAGGCUGAGUCGAAUGGCAACUCCAGUGACAAUCCAAGGAAGGUAGAUCCCACUCUUAACCCCAUCACGAGGCGCCCAGGUCCUGGUCGCGGCCGGCCGCGCAAGUCCGGAGCCGGCCUCGCCCCUGGCCUUCCGGGGCAAGACCAGGAUGCGCAGCACGAACUCGAUGCUACAGGAUCGGUGUCGUCUCCCGUCACUCCAAGCGCUGUGGCCGCCUCCCAGGCACCAGGUCCAGAUGAUUUGAGUCUGGGUCCCAACGGCGACGACUCGGAGCACGUCGCAAAGCGACCACGACUCGAGGAGAACCAAGACCCCGCCCUUGAUGAUGAGGCAGUCUUGAGCGCACUUGCGGCUCACAGCAACCCUACCCCUGUAGACCAUUACAGCACUGAGUAA
Molecule: messenger RNA, 594 nt
Organism: Phaeoacremonium minimum UCRPA7
Lineage: Eukaryota; Fungi; Ascomycota; Sordariomycetes; Togniniales; Togniniaceae
Exons: 2
Coding region: 1-594 (197 amino acids)
Source: RefSeq, a predicted model, not a curated record